AUUCAUUAUCAAUUGACAAUGAAGACAUUAUUGUGGUUUUUAGUCUUCGUUGGAGUUUCGAAUGCGUUAGACUGCACUCAAAUUCCGGCUGGUGGUAUUGUCCCUAGACAUAAUGCGACUAUUCCAGCGGGAGCCAAGGAACCAGUGCUAAUUCCACCAAACUUUAAUUGUCUUUAUAAUAUCAAAGUUCCAGCUAUGGUAUAUGCUCGUGUUGUUCUGGAAAACGGAUUGAAUGGAAACAAUGAUCAGAUAACUGUUACAAAUGAGCAAAACGCGAAGACAUUCAUCAACAGUCGUUCUGGAAAGUAUGCAACUUUCUAUGUAUUUCCAAAUACUCUCACAAGUUUCCUAGUUUCCACGAAAAGUGUUAAUAUGCACUCAUCGUUCCGAAUGGUGGUUGACUAUUAUUCAUUGAACAACGCGACAGUUACUUAUUUGGACAACCCAGAUAUGCAAUAUUCUCGCUUGUACACUUUGCAAGCUGAAAUCGGCUGGAGCCCACGAACCAUUGUGGCAAAGGAGAGGAUGUCCAUUUCCAUCGCAUACUCCGGCUGGACACCCUAUGACAAUUUGUACAACUUUUUCUUGAUUGAAGGAGAUUUGGAGAACCCAUUAGCAAUCUACCGUAUGACUCAAUUUUUGUACCAAAACUAUAUCAGUAAAGGAAACAAAGUUACUGUUCUUGGAUUGGAUAACACGUUUUCGAGAAGCUCAAUUGUAUUUGUCCCACUGUCACAAGCUCAACAAUAUGAUUCAUAUACAGCGGCAAGUGGCUAUAUGAAUCUGAAUCAAGUGGAUAUUGAUGCAACUGUCGGAGAAAAGAAAAAGAAAAUUGUCACAAUGAUUUCAAUGCGAGAUUAUGUUAUGAUUUGGAAAAUGGAAAAGACAAGUAACCCUGACUGUGUUCUGAAAGCAAUUACAUCUCCUCCAACAAGUGAAUCAAAAGUGCUUCUCGAUUUCUCGGUCGAAACCCAAUUCCCGACAAACAUCACUCGUCCAUCGUUUUGCAUUAUUGCUGAAAACUGUGCUGCGUCGAUCCAAUUUAUUGUUCUUUAAAUAAAAUAUCGAUUAAAUUGUGUUUUAAAUAAAUAUUAUCAUCUGC
This is a messenger RNA of Caenorhabditis elegans, 1102 nucleotides long. RefSeq names its product CUB-like domain-containing protein (gene irg-4). The transcript has 7 exons. The record is from RefSeq and is marked reviewed. Bases 19 to 1056 code for a protein of 345 amino acids. NCBI's taxonomy places the organism in Eukaryota, Metazoa, Nematoda, Chromadorea, Rhabditida, Rhabditidae.